Molecule: messenger RNA, 3553 nt
Organism: Schizosaccharomyces octosporus yFS286
Lineage: Eukaryota; Fungi; Ascomycota; Schizosaccharomycetes; Schizosaccharomycetales; Schizosaccharomycetaceae
Product: transcription factor
Exons: 1
Coding region: 139-3150 (1003 amino acids)
Biological process (GO): regulation of DNA-templated transcription; DNA-templated transcription
Cellular component (GO): nucleus
Molecular function (GO): DNA binding; zinc ion binding; DNA-binding transcription factor activity, RNA polymerase II-specific
Source: RefSeq, a predicted model, not a curated record
UGAGACACUGAAGUUGUCCUUUGCACGCCACUGGAGAUAUCAGAUUUAACUUAGGAUUGAAAAUAUAGUUGGAUUAUAAGAUCGGGGACUAGAUUGGAUAGAAUUGAAAGGUUUGAUAUCGCUGGAUGCCGUUAUAGGAUGCAACAUUCGAGUCCUGCACCGAUACUUUCAAAUGCAACGCAGUCGAGAGUAAAUAUGACGAACCAGCAAGAUGGACAGAGAAGCGUGGAAACCAAUACAGACGACUCGAAACCGAAUUCGCCUUCCCUCCCUAGUUGGGUCCAUGAAAAAACGAAAGCGGGAAAAGAUCGAAAACGGCUACCUCUUGCUUGCCAGACGUGUAGAAAAAAGAAAAUUAAAUGUUCAGGAGAGCGUCCAUCGUGUGAUCAAUGCUUAAAGCAUAACACCUCUUGCGUUUACAAGUCAAAUCCUCGAAGAUCCCAUUCAAGACAUGAAGAAAUUCACCAUCAUCAACAGUUGCAUCUUCAGCAACAACAUAAUCGUGCUGCUGCUGCUGCUACAGUGAAUGCUUCUGGGCCUCACUCACAAGAGCCCUUACCCGAACAGGUUGGUAGCCCUCGUGACUCGGCUCCUUCUUCAUCGUCUUCUUCUGUAAGCAUGAAUAUACCGAACCAAAAAAGCUCUUCGUCUUUGAAUUCUCCUGCUUCAUAUCCGUAUAUGCUGAAUUCUCGAUUACCUGUUGGUAAUCCACAGGUGUCAAUGAUGUCUGCUUCACUUUCUAAGAAUCUUGUUCUCGACCGAAAUAACUCAAAUUCUGCGUCGCCUGAAUCAACUUCUAAUCCUACUUCUAGUAAUAAUGUUUAUCCUUCCGAAGUCAUGUAUGUCCCAUCCGCUACGAAUCCUUCUAUUUCAAAAAGCCAGAGUUUCACCGGGAACGUCCCUAUGACAGACGUCGCUUCCGUCCUGCCUAUUGUAUCUACAAACGGUUCCAAUUCGAACUCCGUUGUCGCUGCUCCAAUUCCCCUUAGUCCAGCAGUUCAAUACCAAUCACAACCACCGACGAGAGUUCCUGUAACGCCUGCGGCGACUUCUAUUCCUCCUCCGGAUCCUUUACCGUUUGUCCCUUCUCAUCCUACUGCCACCGACAAUUCCAUGUUCCCUACCAAUGCAAUUCCUUCGCUUUCCUCUGGUGAAUAUCCUCUUUACUCUAAUUAUGGUGGUUAUUCUCCUAAGCCUCAGUUUCCCUUCUUUGACAAUAAAUCAGGUAACGCAUUUCCGCCCUCAACGUAUUCAGAUGUCCCCAAUAUGGCUACUCAACCUAUCGUGACCGACAAUUAUGCACUCGGUACAAACUCCUCUAAUGAAAAAAAUGAAACCGACCGGGAAACGGCUCUCAUUGACGCUAAAAUGCCUGACCCUCUUGCUAGCCUUACUAUGCCAUCCACUCCAGUGACGGAGCUGCCACCUUUGGAAUUACGAAUUCACCUUGCUGAGGUAUUUUUUCAUUGCUGCCAUGGUCAAGCUUAUAAUUUAUUUCACCGUCCAACUUUUUUUGAAUCCCUUAAUAAUAACACAAUUCCUUUGGUACUUGUUUAUGCUAUGUGCGCCGUUUCCGCGCGCUUCUCCUCACGUAUGCAUGAUCAGUAUUCUCCCCCUUAUAUGGCCGGUGAACAGUUUGCUAGAGAGGCUCGUCGACUAGCGUUGGACAAUUUUGAUAGGCCUGAUUUGUCACUGGUUGCGGCCCUUUUGUUAUUGUCUUUGCAUGAUUCCGGAACGGGGGAGAACGGCAAAAGUUGGAUGUACGGUGGCAUGGCUCUUCGCAUGGCGGCAGCAUUGCAACUUAAUUGUGAACAAGGAAGUAAUCCGUUGGAUCUAGAUAACAUUGACUCUGGUCCACGGAUCUCUUUCCUUGAACGUGAACUUAGACGUCGUACCUUUUGGUCUUGUUUUUUGAUGGACAGAUGUAUUUCUUCUCAUGAGCACUUGCAGUUUUUGGACGAAAAUGACAUUGGAAUACAACUUCCUGUGCACGAGUUGUUAUUCACCAAGCAAAUUGCUGGUGUAACUCAGACUCUGGACGGAAGAAUUUUGGAAGGUGUACCGAGCAUUGUAGUUCCUUCUGAUACUACCGAAAACAUGGGUGUGGCUGCGUACAUUGUGAAGAUUAUAGUAAUCUGGGGAAGAGCCGUUAAGUAUUUUAAGCACGAUGGUCGGCGAAGGGAUCCUCAUCCAUUUUGGCAUAGAAAUUCUGAUUUCACCCAAAUUAGUGAAGCUCUUUAUAAGUGGGCUGACGGGCUUCCUCAAAGGUUGAGGUACUCUGUCGUAGGAUUGGAAAAUCACCUAUCUAUACAGCAAGGUGCUCAGUAUGCAUUUCUUCAUUUAGCUUACCACUACACCUUAAUGUGGCUUUUCCGUUCCAUUGGUGAAUCUGAAAACAACCAGCUUUCGAGAACGUCGAGUACAGUAUCUUUGACCGGAAAUACUAUUUCUUUCUCACCAGUGCGGCACAAUCCUCAUGAAUCUCAUCAUAGCGAGUUUCAGGCUGAACAAAAGCCAGAAAGCCACGUCAAUAGUGCUGCAAGGCGUCUACACAAGGCAGCACGUGAAAUGUGUUUACGAUGUGCUAAUGCAAUUUCAAUGAUCGUUGAUGAUUGCAGAAAGCACAAUGUAAUUCUGACUUCUCCAUUUAUUGCUUCAGGUGUGUAUACAGCAUUUUGUAUUCAAACUGAAGCUGCUUUUGGAUUAAAUGUUUUAACUGCAUCUACAGCUAGGCAUAACCUGGAAAUUGAUCUGAGAUUAAUGUUGGAAAUGAAAAAUUAUUGGGGCUCUAUAGGAGCGUUGUGCGAAAGAAUGUCCGAAAUAUGGGCGGACUGGGUACAACGUACAUCCUCUGGUUCUGCCGUUAAUGACACUGUUGCGAAUGAGCCUAUUGACGAAGAAAAAAUGUUAGAUUUGGAGAAGCAUUUUAUGUAUAUAGCUGAAUCUCCAAUGGUUGCCAAUCAUAACGUUCAAGAAAGUUAUUCUUCAGACUUGAUGUCCCACUUUGGAUUACCGAAGAAUGCAGAUUGGAAUCAAUGGAACGGUCUUUGGCCAUCGGAUGAUUUACGAAACUACCAAGAAUCUACAAUUGAUAGUCUGGUAGCGUAUGCAACUGGAAACCCUGGGUGGAAUGUCUCUUUCGCUGGUUAAAAAAAAAAGAGAAGAUGAAGAAGUCAGAUAUAUUUGCAUGUUAACACUUUCGUUUUCUACUUAUACGUAGUCGAUGAUUCAACUUCGGUGAUCUGUUAUCCUUUUUUUCAGAAAAUUGCGCAUACUAUAUUGGAAAAGGUGAAAAAUUACCAACUACUUAUACCUUCUUUAUGUUCGGAAUUGAAAACAUUCCGAUGCAUCGAUAAGUCUAUCUAUUUGUUUGUUGACUUUAUUUUAUUAUUGUUUGGUUGUCAUUAUGGUUCUGUAUGUCUUGACGUUUAAUAUGUACAUAAUCCUAGGUUCGGGUAGUCAAUAGGACAGCAAUGUUUGGUAUUUAAGUGAAAAAUUAGGUUAUAUUAUUUUUGUUAUUAUUCUUAUCAUAAAUAGUUGGGUUUCAGUAAGG